ACCCCAGUCGCGUGCUCCCGCAGCUGGCCCCUAACCCAGAAGACCAUAUGACUGUUCUACAUAGUAUGUGCUGGCCCAAGAUGUGGCGGCGGUCAGGCUGCGGAUCACAGCGGCUUUUCCGCUGUGCAGAUAAGGCUGUGCAGAUCAUCCCUUCAAAUGCUGGGGCUAUCCUUGUCGAGGCGUAGUUUAUGUUCUCUUCUCUCGAUCCGGAUCAUUCAGCAGAUUGGGGGAGGGCUUGGCGCCUUCCUCAACGAUUCAGUCCCACAGCUGCAACAGAGGGAUGUGACUGAUCGGAGACAAUUCCACCUCCGAUCGUACCUUGUUCUUCAUGGGGACCCUUAAAGAGAGUGGCAAGUGCUGCAGCGGUUAACAGUUCCGUCCAUUUGACCUAGCUAGAUUUUGAAGCAUCAGCUCCUUCGCCGAAAACAGCCCUAUCCACUUUGCAGGAUGGAGUGGAACUCUUUUGAUGUGACACAGCAACGUCGAUAUUAUACUCGUGGUCAGCCUCCAAAUGAGCAUAAUGUUGGAGACCUGGGGGAUCUCUCGCCCUAUCCGCAACAUCAGUAUGCACGCAGGGAACAUUCCGAUCCUGCUCAGAGCCAUUGGACACCACCUGCCUGGCCCAAUACGGGAUUAUCAAGGACAUUGAUGUUGAAUUCUUCUCUGGGUCCUCAAUUCCCUUCCCUCAACGUGCCUCAGAACAUCUUCGACGUAGCAUUUCAACAAACGGCACCGUGGACACCCGUCUCCAGCUCAAAUCCGAAUGGCACACUUGCGAACUUAACAUUGCCCUUCCCAGCUUCCGACUCUAUUUUUACGAACAGAACCUCGUCCAUAAUGAUGAACCCAACUACAGCUGGUGCAUCACUGAGCUCUUCAAGAGGCUUAGAGAAGACCCCCAUCGAGAGCAAUGAUGAUGACGAUGAUGACGACGACGAUGAUGAAGAGGAACUCAACGACACCACAAACCCGAAGCCAACUGUCACGUCUCCCAAGGCUGACGCUUUUCACAAAGUGGCAUGGGGGACAAAACGGGACUCCGAACCGAAGAGUGCCACUCCCCCUAAAGGCAACAAGCGCUCAGUCAAUAGCCGCCGUACGCCUCGGGAGCCAAUAGGCAAAGCGGCCUCUGCUUCAAACAAGAGCAACUCCGACUCCGAAAGUAAUCAUCGUUCCAAAAGCAGACUAAACCAUGAUCAGACCGAGAAACGGUAUCGGAAUAGACUAAAUUAUCAAUUCGAUAACCUUCUCUCAGCUAUCCCUGCGCGCUUGAUUGCGGAAUCUGAAGGUUCAAUCGGUGGCCCGGAUGAUCGACGAGAGAAAAGAGUCAACAAGGCAGAAGUUCUGAUUCUCGCGAAGAGGCACAUUGAGGAAUUGGAACGGAAGCAAUGGGAGUUCAAAGCAGAGAACAGGCGACUGGCCGCACGUGUGAAAGAGUUCGAAGAGGCGUGGACACGAGGGGGGGGGGGGGGCAACCCCUUAAUGCCCUAG
Molecule: messenger RNA, 1491 nt
Organism: Hyaloscypha bicolor E
Lineage: Eukaryota; Fungi; Ascomycota; Leotiomycetes; Helotiales; Hyaloscyphaceae
Exons: 3
Coding region: 448-1491 (347 amino acids)
Molecular function (GO): protein dimerization activity
Source: RefSeq, a predicted model, not a curated record